GGCCGGCCCCCCUCCCGGGCGCUGUGCCCGUCCCCAAAGCGGCUCGUCACUGCAGCGAGGCCAGUGGGCUGGGCUGCACGGCUGCGCGCACUCGUACCGCGUCCCCAGUCGCUCCCGCGCUCUCCUCGGAGCAGCUCCCCGGAUCCGCAGCCGUCUCCGGCCCGCUGCCUCCGCCGCCGCCGCCCGUCCGCGCCGCCAUGCAGCCUGCGCAUGCCUCGUCCCUCCCGCGGCGGCUGCUGCUGCUGCUGCUAGCGGCGCACCUCUCGGUGCAGCUGCCCAGGUCCAGCCGCGCGUCGCUAGUCCCCGCCGGCUGCCCGGAGCGCUGUGAGGUGGCGCGCUGCCCAGCGCCGCCGGGACACUGCGAGGGUGGCCGCGUCCGCGACGCCUGCGGCUGCUGCGAGGUGUGCGGUGCGCCCGAGGGCGCAGAGUGCGGCCUGCAGGAGGGCCCCUGCGGAGAGGGGCUACAGUGCGUGGUGCCCUUCGGGGUUCCCGCCUCGGCCACCGUGCGGCGGCGCGCGCAGGCCGGGCUCUGCCAGUGCGCCAGCAGCGAGCCGGUGUGUGGCAGCGACUCCAACACUUACGCCAACCUGUGCCAGCUGCGCGCCGCCAGCCGCCGCUCGGAGAGUCUGCACCAGCCGCCGGUCAUCGUCCUGCAGCGGGGCGCCUGCGGCCAAGGGCAGGACGACCCCAACAGCUUGCGCCAUAAGUACAACUUCAUUGCCGACGUGGUGGAGAAGAUCGCUCCCGCCGUGGUUCACAUCGAAUUGUUCCGCAAGCUUCCUUUCUCCAAGAGGGAGGUGCCAGUGGCCAGCGGGUCUGGGUUUAUCGUGUCUGAAGAUGGACUGAUUGUGACCAACGCCCAUGUGGUGACCAACAAGCACCGGGUCAAAGUGGAGCUGAGGAAUGGCGCCACUUACGAAGCCAAGAUCAAGGACGUGGAUGAGAAGGCGGACAUCGCCCUUAUCAAAAUUGACCACGAGGGGAAGCUGCCCGUGCUGCUGCUUGGCCGCUCCUCAGAGCUGCGGCCGGGGGAGUUCGUGGUCGCCAUUGGGAGCCCGUUUUCCCUUCAAAACACAGUCACCACCGGGAUCGUCAGCACCACCCAGCGUGGCGGCAAAGAGCUGGGGCUCCGGAACUCGGACAUGGACUACAUCCAGACAGACGCCAUCAUCAACUAUGGAAACUCGGGAGGCCCAUUAGUGAACCUGGACGGGGAAGUGAUUGGCAUCAACACUCUGAAAGUGACAGCCGGAAUCUCCUUUGCCAUUCCUUCGGAUAAGAUUAAAAAGUUCCUGACGGAGUCGCACGACCGACAGGCCAAAGGCAAAGCCAUCACUAAGAAGAAGUACAUUGGCAUCCGAAUGAUGUCGCUCACAUCCAGCAAGGCCAAGGAGCUGAAGGACCGCCACCGAGACUUCCCGGAUGUGCUUUCGGGAGCAUAUAUCAUCGAAGUGAUUCCUGACACCCCCGCGGAAGCCGGUGGGCUCAAGGAAAAUGAUGUCAUCAUUAGCAUCAAUGGACAGUCGGUGGUCUCCGCCAACGACGUCAGCGACGUCAUUAAAAAGGAAAACACCCUGAACAUGGUUGUUCGCCGGGGCAAUGAAGACGUGAUGCUCACGGUGACCCCGGAGGAAAUCGACCCGUAGGCAGAGGCAUGAGCUGGACUUCAUGUUUCCUUCGAAGGCUCUUCCUUGGACGGUGCACAGUGACUCUGGGCUGGUGGCACGGGACGCCCAAGACUCUGACCGCCGUGUUGCUUGUUCAGCAGAAACACCCUGGCCAACGGACCUCUCCUUGAUAGUGUGCAGGCAGAACCCAUGUACCUUGUAGGUCCACAGGCAGAGACUCGCCCUCCUGUAUCGUAUGUGCGCAGUGUGCUUUUUCUUGCCAGCCUGGACCGUUCCUGCUUAUUAGACAGCCAACAUUCGUCUACUUCAACUGAGUCAUCAUCCCAGUCCCAGGAAGGCCAUUGAUGUAACGCGUAGAUAAGAGGAAAGCCCCAGGGGAGCCACAGCGGCCCUGGGCGUGGGUUUGCUUUCCUCUGAGUCAGCACCCAGAGCAGGUAGAUGCCGACCGCAGGAGGGCGGACGCUGGCUUCCACGUGAGCCAAAGUUGCCUCUCUGGGCCACCUCCUUGGAACUGGGAGCACGAUGGCUUUGAGUUUGAGCUAUUAAAAUACUUCUUCAUA
This is a messenger RNA of Artibeus jamaicensis (Jamaican fruit-eating bat), 2188 nucleotides long. RefSeq names its product HtrA serine peptidase 1 (gene HTRA1). The record is from RefSeq and is a predicted model, not a curated record. NCBI's taxonomy places the organism in Eukaryota, Metazoa, Chordata, Mammalia, Chiroptera, Phyllostomidae. Gene Ontology annotation, biological process: positive regulation of apoptotic process; programmed cell death; proteolysis. The transcript is spliced from 9 exons. The coding region runs from base 198 to 1646 and encodes 482 amino acids. Gene Ontology annotation, cellular component: extracellular region. Gene Ontology annotation, molecular function: serine-type endopeptidase activity; protein binding.